UAUCACCACCAGUAAUUGUACUAUUCACACGUGUUAUUUACACAAAUGGAGUAGGUAAACUCAAUGUUGUGUGAAUAUCAAGUGCUGAAAUUAAAAAUAAGUUGGACAGUUUGUGAGUAAAGAGUAGGUUUUUGGUGAAAAUGGAGAUUUGUUGGUGCAUCGUGCUUGUUUUGGUUUUCGGGAAUCUGGCUGAUGGAGUUAGAGGACCACAUAAGGUGCUUCUGUCGGUGUACUAUGAGAGCCAAUGCGUCGACAGCAAGGUUUUCGUGCUAGACCAGCUGCGGCCCGCACUGCUACUGUUAGACAAACACAUCAAGCUGCAACUCGUUCCUUUUGGGAAGUCGAGGAGCAUAAACUACGGCGACGACGGCUUCGAGUGUCAGCAUGGUCCAUCGGAAUGCCUCGGGAAUAAGGUGCAGGACUGUGCGUUGUAUCAGAUGAGACACCAGUCUAACCUGGACCAGUUAGCUUACGUCGCCUGUGAGAUGGCGAGUGAGGCGGGAUCCAGGGGAAGCCUGGAGUGUGUCCGAAGAGCUGGCCUACGGACGGAGCAGGUGGAGAACUGUUUGAAGACCAGACAAGGAACGGAGCUGCAGCUAGACUCCGAGUAUCUGACGCUGCUGAUGAAGCCCAAGUUCAUACCCACUAUCGCCGUGGACUUGUUAUUCGACCAGCACGUGCAAGACAACGCGCUGAUCAACCUGACGGACACCCUAUGCGCAGAGCCGGUGCUCGAGAAAACUGCCGCCUGCGCACACUAUUACAACACCCUGGCGUUGAAACACCUGUUCUCGUACCCACUCGAUGAUGAGUCAGAGAACAUACCGCUCUACAAGUAUCAGACGUACUUUUAUAUCGAUUAA
Molecule: messenger RNA, 863 nt
Organism: Cydia strobilella
Lineage: Eukaryota; Metazoa; Arthropoda; Insecta; Lepidoptera; Tortricidae
Product: GILT-like protein 1
Exons: 5
Coding region: 141-863 (240 amino acids)
Molecular function (GO): oxidoreductase activity, acting on a sulfur group of donors, disulfide as acceptor
Source: RefSeq, a predicted model, not a curated record